GGUGAUGGAUGUGCUUGCUUUCCCUUCAAUACGAAUGGAGAAGGUUGUUGCUUGUCUAUACAGAAGGCCUAACGCGCUUUAUAGGCUGAUUUGCUUCCCCUGGGCUGGAAGUGGCGCUACCCAUUUUGCAAAAUGGGGCAAACUCUUUGACAACUCAAUAGAAGUGUAUUCUGUAAGUCUUCCUGGAAGAGACUCUCGUGUUAAUGAACCUUUUGCAAAAGACAUGAAAACUAUCGUUAAUGACAUUACUAGUGUUUUGCUUCAAGACUUGCAAGAGAAACCUUUUGCAUUUUUUGGUCACAGUUUUGGAUCAUAUGUUAGUUUUGCAGUUGCAGUACACUUGAAAAAAAAAUAUGGACUACAACCAGAGCAUCUUUUUAUAUCAAGCGCAGGUGCCCCACAUACAACAUGUUGUUAUCCUCUCCACACGGUAAAAGACCAGGACGAAGAAGAAAUUAUCAAAGGGAUACAGUCUCUUGGAGGUACUCCUCCUGACUUUCUACAGAACAAAAAUGUUAUGAAACACUUCAUUCCUGCAUUAAGAGCAGAUCUUGCAGUUGUUCAGGCCUUUCUCUCUGAGGAACUGGUAAUGGAUGGUCUCUCUUGUGACCUUACAUGCUUUGGUGGGUCUGAAGAUUUGCCAUAUGAUUUAGAAGCAUGGAAGGAUGUAACAAGUGGAGAUACCAGUAUUCACAAGCUUCCUGGAGGACACUUUUAUCUGCUGGACCCUGCUAAUGAAAUUUUCAUGGCAGACUAUAUGACAAAAUGUAUAGAAACUGUUGAUCUCUGAGUAUAUGUCUUUUAUUUUGCUGGGAGAGGGGUCAAAGAUUAGUCCUAAGCAGUAAAUAAUACAAAACAUUUUCUAUACAACUUUACAACUACCACAGAGGCAAGGUAAGCAACUUUCUGUAGUAACAGGGCUAACAGUUGAUGUAUUAAUACAGGUGCAUCCUACAGCCAAAGGUUUCUCCAGGAUAUAAUUUAUGAUGAUACUUAGGAAAAUUCUGAUUCUUAAAAAUAAACAGCCAGUACAUUAAUUUGCUUACCUGUGGUGGUUAGAGUUUGGGGCUGGUGGGAGGAUGGUAGGCUAAAAGCAUUGCAAAGGUAGUAUGUCGGGCUUCAGUGGCUUCCCUCUGCCUUUACCAUAGCUUAAUCUGGCCCAAUAAAGCAUCUAAGCAAGAAUAAGCUCUAUGGGGGUGGGAGGGACCCAAAGUUAUUUCCAUUUAAAAUGUAGUUUUUCUACACCCGCAUUUCUAUGACUGUAAUAGGGCUGGUCUACACUGGGGGUGGGGGGGGAAGGAGAGAAAUCGAUCUAAGAUACGCAACUUCAGCUACGAAAAUAGCAUAGCUGAAGUCGACAUAUCUUAGAUCGAAUUAAAAUUACUUACUUCAUGUCCUCGCGGUGCAGCUCCGUUGACUCUGCUUUUGCCUC
This is a messenger RNA of Chrysemys picta bellii (western painted turtle), 1432 nucleotides long. The record is from RefSeq and is a predicted model, not a curated record. Lineage: Eukaryota; Metazoa; Chordata; Testudines; Emydidae.